CCAGUCACUGAACAUGUAGGCCUAUGGCAUCCUCUAAAAGCAUUCAUUAUUCUCGAGGCUGAACAAUUAAAUAGCCUUACAUGCCAAAACGGGACAGAGGCGUUUAGGCAUCAAACAAGCGAACAAUUUAAAGGCUAUUAGAAUUUAGUAUUUUAAAAGUAGUAAUUUGCCCCUUUUGCAUUAUACCUUACUCGGUCAACGUAACUAUUUUGGUUGAAUACAGAAUUCUAACUCACUAGGUGCCCAUAUAGGCUACCUGUCUUUUAGGCAUCGCUACCGCUUUAACGGGACGGGGCUGUGACGUGAGAAGCCCCUCGCGGGAUAACGGGCCGAGAGAGAGCGGGGUACAGUUGGACCGACUCCCAAACAGCACGUCCAUAUACCUGCAGCAGAUAGCAUCACAACCCAGGGUUGCAUUCUCCAAAGACCCGGCUUUUCUUUGGAAAAUGAGGGACUAUUCGGCGCCUCCGAGUCGUGGAGGCGCGUGUGUGUCCUGCUGCCAAGUUUGUAUCUUUGCGUUUACUGCGUUUCUGCUCGUGGCGGAGAGGACCGCGGUUAUCUACUGUUUUGUCUACUAUUUGUGGAUCGGACACAACUACUGCUAUGCUUACCUGGCUGGCUUCACUGCCCUGUUCCUACUGCCCGGCUGGGCUCCUCAGUGGCUGAGCUACCUGUGGUACCUUUCGGAUGGACGCAUACGCAUGAAGUCCCUCACCUGGACACACAUACUGCACCUGGGCAUAUUCAAAAGGCUGUGGGAGUGCCUGGUCCUGCCAGAGGAGGAUGUGUACGGGGAGAUCAUGCAGCAGGCGGACGUGUCGGCCCUGCGUCUGUUUGAGGCCCUGGUGGUCACUCUGCCUCAGACCCUGCUGCAGACCUACGUCCUCAUCUGUACCGACAUAGGCAUCAAGUCCCCAGCUUCUGUUUGCUUUGUGGUGUGCCUGAUAUCCCUGGCCUGGGCCCUGGUUCUCUAUGCCAGGGCCUGCUCGCUCAUUAGACCUGGCCACCUGCCUAUGACCCCUGCCGCCAUACUAUGUAGACUGCUAUGGAGGGUGGGCAUGCUGGGAUCUCGGUUUGCUAUUCUCAUGCUCUUCACAAGGAUCUUCAAACAGUGGAUCCUUGGGGUCAUAGGUGUGCACUGGCUAGGCGCUACGUUUUGGAUGGUGUCCCAGCAGACAGACAUCAUCAAGUCUGUUGGCCGGUGGAGGCUCUUCAACCUGGUGCUGGGCGCCAUACACAUCUUCCUCUUCCUCAACGUGAAGUACGGACAAUCCCGCUAUCGCAUGGCCGGGUUCUACCUGGCCAUGUGGAUUGAGAAUGCCUUCCUUCUGUUGGCCUCAUCCUGGCUGUUCAGCAUGGCAUCAUGGGAUACCGUGGGCAUACCGGCAGCUGUGUUCUGCAGCUUCCUUAUCGGAGUCAUAGCACUGGUGUUGUACUACCGUUUCCUUCAUCCAAAGUCCUUUGAGAUCUUCCAGAGUGUUCGCCACAGGGGGAUCGGAGGAGCCUGCACAGAGCGAGGAUCUACGCUCUCAUUGGAGGAGAAAGUGACCCCUAGCUUCAAUCGCCAUGUUGCACUUUCCGGUGGUGGAACUCUCAUGGACCUUCCCCAUCAAUGGGAGGGAUGGAGGCACCAUCACUGGCUGCUGAUUCGCCUAGCCAUGAAGACAGGGGACGUAGGCAGGAUCUGCUCAGCCUAUGGGGAGGGAGGCUUGGCAGGACUGAUGGGUCUGGACGAGGAAGUGGUUUACUCCCCUGACAUGCCUCAUCAUACCCCGGUGCCACAUUCUCCUCCCCAACCUUCUCCUCUACCGACUCCUCCACCGCAUCCACAGGUGACAGAGAUCAUUCCGGCCUCAAAGCCAUCUCCAAGCCCUGUGGUGGCCAGACCUGUGAAGAAGGCCCCGACCGCAGUGUUUCACGGCCUUAAAACCCCUCCCGAGGUCAUCCCUGUGGAGGUGGACCUCACUGAAGAGAGUGGAGACGAGUUAUCCAGUGCCCUUGUUUCAGAGGAUAAAUGCGAUGACGAUUACCAGAGUGCGGCGUACGGCUCCCCCACCGUGUCGUCCCCGCAGCUGGCCGGGAGCCUGCGGCACAUCGACAGCGUCAACGCCAGCCUGACCGAGGCCUCCUCGUCCGUCUGCUCCCUGGACAUCAAGACCCCCGGCUGGUCCGACGACCGCCGCUCGCCUCUGCUCAUCACGUCCCCGGAGGGCGACCAGGCGGCGGCGCCCGGGGACGGCACCACGGGCGCCUACUUCAGCGCCGAGGCUCCGUCCCCGUCCAGCGGCAGCUACCUGGGCUGGGGCUCGGAGCUGUCGCCCAUCUCCGCCUACCGCAGCCCGUACCGCAUCCGGGAGGCGCGCUUCGUCACCUCCACCCCGCGGCUGGAGCCCCCGGCCGAGGACGAGACCCCGGCUCUGGCGCCGGCGUCCGUCAUCAUCACACCGGCUACCCCCGGCAACACGCCGGGCACCACCCCCGGGGGCAGCACCCCUAGUGCCAGCACUCCCGGAAGCGCCCCGCUGACACCGGUCAUCUCCAACACCGCUCGAAAACAAACGGUCCAGUUUGUGGACUACAGAGAAAGGGCGGUCUAGUUAGAGUCGGAGUGGAGGCGCUUUGAAGGGACUUUUGAGUUAAGUAUCUCUGUUGAGUAAUGUCCACAUUGGCCCAGUUGUUGUUGUUUUUAUCAGUUUUCAUUAUUUUCUAUGGCAGUGAUAAAAAAGUAGCAAGUGUGCUUCUCAAUCCGGUCAAUCAAGGCAUGAAUAAUAACAGUUUAUAUCAAAUUUACAGAAAUACAGACCUUUUAACUAACGAAAAGCAAAAAAUGAGUUAUUUCAUAUCCCAGAACGAGGUUCAUAGGUGCUAUGGAUUGUAGAACCUGCGGAUGUUAUUUAUUUCAGCCGUCGUUAUCUAGGUCAUGCACCUUUAAAAUAUGAACCCUUUUAAACUAACUAACUAACUAACCACCGAAACUAACCGAUUCUGCUUCAACAGUGGUUAGUGCGGCUGACUGCACAGAGAUGUGUAUGCUUUCCGGCUCGGGUCGAAUCUGCUUAGUAAAAAUCCCCCAAGUUUGCGUGGCAUUCCUUUCCCUGCCGUAUUUACUCAAAAUGUGCACGUGUUUUGGUCUUCGUCUGUCCAUAGUCAGCAAUUGGGCUUUUACAUUAGAAUGCUUCAUGGGCUUUUUUCGUUGGCGAUACUCCGCCAUUUUGUGAUGACUAGAGAGUUGUAGUAAUACAAAUUCCUAAACUAAUGUAAAUAUGCAUAAUCAAACUUUGUUGAAACAUGGUAUUGCAUGAGAAAUUGCUGUGGAAUUCAAUUUCAAAAGACAAAUCAUUUCCUGAUUAAUUACUAAGCAAUGACCAAAACCCCAUUGCUACCAAUAACGUUCCAAUGCUCCUAUGCUUCCAAAAUGGAGGCAGUCAUGCCAUGUGACGUCACGAUGUUCAAGCCCUAUAGCUGAGAUAGGCUAUGACUCCCUCGAAUGUCUACUGAACAAAUGGGCAGGUGAAAGAAAAUAGAGAUUCAGUGUUAUACAUUUAAAAUAUCCCUUUCGCUUCAUAUAUUUUUGACUAAUCAUGCUGUAGGAAGCGGGGAUCUGUAAGUGUGUAAUUGGCUAACACAAACAAAAAAACUCAGUUUACACUUACCGGUAAUACAAUCUCCUUCUGAAAUCUUCAUCCACCCGAGCAAGUGAGUUUCUCUGUAAGAAACAGGAAACAAAGCGUUACUCAGUUUCUCUGCCGUCUCCCCCGGAAACCUUGGUAUAACUUAGUGGUACUUCUUGAUCCGAGAUUGUACGUGAUGUACAGCAGAGAAGGAUAGUCACUGUUAUGUACAAUCACACCAUGAUGGUGCUGUGUAUAAUUGCCGGGCAUGAGCAACACUUUACACAUCAAGGUAGAAGGUAUGCGAUCUACCUCUAUCCGUCUAUCAUCUCCAUGUAUUUGUUAAUCUAUUAACAGAGUAAUGAUGUUUAUUUUAUAUUCAUUGCUGAGAUAUCUUGACAUAGCACUUUAAAA
Messenger RNA from Gadus macrocephalus (Pacific cod), 4025 nucleotides. It is a transcript of the gene xkr5b, whose product is annotated as XK related 5b. NCBI's taxonomy places the organism in Eukaryota, Metazoa, Chordata, Actinopteri, Gadiformes, Gadidae. The transcript has 13 exons. Gene Ontology annotation, cellular component: plasma membrane. The record is from RefSeq and is a predicted model, not a curated record. Gene Ontology annotation, biological process: engulfment of apoptotic cell; apoptotic process involved in development; phosphatidylserine exposure on apoptotic cell surface. Bases 447 to 2597 code for a protein of 716 amino acids.